GUCUAAACUGUAUCGUCAGAAAAUAUAUCAAUUAACUGUAGUUUGUAAGCCGCUUGAUGAAUAUUGGUCAAGAGAAGAGUCCGCAUCCGCAGCAGCAGCAGCCGCCCAACAGCCAAAGCCCGAGCCCGAGCCAAAGCCAGAGCCCGAGUCACAAUCACAAUCACAAUCAUAAUCAGAACAACCACAGCCACAGUCACAGCCGAAUCACAGUCAGCACAGAUCUGCACAGUCACAGUCCAACGAGUACCCAAUUGGGUGGUGCCGGGGCCAUUGAGUAUCCCUAUCAGCAUUUGCUCGGCUAUCGGUAUCCGCUGCCCGGCCAUGAGAGACAGCACCAUCAACACCAACAUCAUCAUCAUCACCAUCACCAUCAUCCUAAUCACAAUCACAAUCACACAAUUGGUCACAAUCUCAGGCGCUCGACAAACGAGCGAAUGAGCAGCCCUAGUCCCAUACCCAUUCCGAUGGUGAUGACACCCAGUAGACGCAGCUCGCCGCCUUUGCCGCUGCCAGCAUCGCGUCAUCACGCUCUCAAUCUCAAUCUGAAUUUGAAUCUCAAUGCCAGCGGAGUUGCGGGUGGUGGACAGCCAACACUAUCGCUAUCGCCAUCGCAAUCAAUGAGCGCUCACUUCUCCUCGUUGGCCCAUGCCCAGUUGCAUUUGCAAUCGCAGUUGCAUCAAAAGCUCUCGGCCAGUUACUUUCGCAGUCCGCCCUCCCCGACAGCUGCUGGUGGUCAGUCAGCGAACUCGACCAGUUCGGCCUCGUCACCGCAUUCGGCCCAGUCGGCUCUCAAUCCGUUGAGCGAUCUUCAGAACAUGCAACCCUUUGACUUUCGCAAAAUGGCUGCCAAUUCGGCCACAUUGGGCGCCUUCUCAUCGCCACUGCCACCCAGUCCCACGGACUUUGUGCAUCAUCAUCAGCAGCAGCUGCAGCAGCAGGUCCUAGCACAGGCCCGUCGACGCAUCAGUGAGGCGAGUACGCCGGGUGAGAAGAGCGCCGCAGUGGCUGCUGCAGCAGCGGCAGCCGCAGCAGCUGCCCAGAGCAAUCAGUUCUUUAGCGCCAUGGCCAUGGCUGGACAUACGUUACCCUAUCACUUGCCACCACCGCCCCCACCACCGCCUCCGCCACAGCAGAGCCAGCAGCAGCAGCAGCAACAUCAUCAACAGACAUCGUCACAGUCACAGUCACAGUCCUCUCGGGAAAGCAAUAGAGAAGUGGUUGGAUCCAAUCCAUCGGGCUCGGGGACUACAGUGGGGCCAUCUGCACUUUCAGAACUAAGUCAUAGACGUGAAACCCAAUCACCGCCCUGUCACAGUCACAAUCAAUAUCAUCCGCAUUCGCAUUCGCAUUCGCAUUCGCACCACCAAAAGCCAGCAGGAGUCACAGUCGAGUCACAGGAGUCUUCAUCUGGUGGCAAAGGUCGUCAUUUGCCAAGUGCCGGUGACAAGUCAACUGGCAGCAAUAGCUGCUCCUCCUCAUCCGGUUCGGGUUCAAGCUCUCAGCAUCAGCAGCGAAUGACACGCAUGGCCUUGGCCUCCAAUCUGAGAGCUGGUCGCAAAACCCAUUCACCGGGCAGCAAACGGCAAUGGGGCUCAAUGCCAGCCAACUUGGGCACACAGUUCAUCAAUCCAGUGACCGGCAAGAAGCGGGUUCAGUGCAAUGUCUGUCUGAAGACUUUCUGUGACAAGGGCGCCUUGAAGAUUCAUUUCUCGGCCGUGCAUCUGCGGGAGAUGCACAAAUGCACAGUGGAUGGUUGCAGUAUGAUGUUCAGUUCUCGACGUUCGCGCAAUCGUCACAGCGCCAAUCCCAAUCCCAAGCUGCACUCACCGCACUUGCGGCGCAAAAUCUCGCCCCAUGAUGGACGCAGUGCCCAGCCGCAUCCCUUGCUAUUGCAGGCGCCGAAUGGUAUCAUGGCUGGACUGGGACCAUUUGGUAGUUUCCCAUUGCUGACCCCGCCGCCGGAUUUGCGUCACCAUGCGAUGGCUGGUGGUGGUGGGGGCACGGGUUCUUCCGCUCUAGAACUGAAACAUGGGCAGGAGUAUCUGCAGAGAUCAUAUAUGGAGAAUGGCAUAUUGGCGGCCCGAGGCUAUGAGGGACAUGGCCAGGGCCAGCGUGGUCGUAGGGCAGCGCCUCUAGAGGCGGAUGACGAUGACGAUGAUGAUGAUGAAAUUCUCGAGGUCGGCAUCAGCAUGCAUGACGAUGACGAUGAUGAGGACGACGACGUGGACGGAGUUGGAGAUGCAGAUGGCGAUGAUGACGAUGAUCCCGAUGGCGAUGGCAUCGUUGUGGUGGGCGAUGAAAUGGAUAGCAUACCGGGCAUCGAGGACAAACCUGGCAGUCAUCACGAUUUCAUGCUGGACAAUGAUAUCAUCGAUGAGAGCGAUGAGCGGUCCACGUCGGCCAUCUCCAGCCACAGCCACAGUCACCAAACCAAAGAGCAGCCAAGUCCCGGCAAGACGGACACAGUGGCGGAUGAUGAGAUGGGCCAAGCCCAUGGUCACGUUGGCGGAUCGGCGGCCAGCAAACGAAAGCGUAAAAGCCAAAAUCCCGUACGAUGUACGGUUCAAUCGGAUGAGAAUUCAUGUGACAAUUCCCUCGACUAUGAUGUGGCUGUGGCCGCGGAUCUGUCCAUCAAAAAGAUACGUGUCAGCGGUGAGUCAGCCAACGCAAAGGCCAAGGAAUCGGAGGAGGCCACGGAAGUGGCUACAAGUGAGUCGGCAAAGGCAAUACCUUCGCCACCACUGACUCCGCAUGUCCAUGGUCAUGCUCAUGCCCCCGCCCAGGUUAAGUCAAUGGCAGCGAUUAGCAUUAAAAAGGAACUGCAGGACGAAGGGGCUGCCAUGGCCGAUGGCCAUGGCAAGGCGGAAGCUGAAAGAGAACGAGACGGAUACGACGACAUGGAGCUGGGUGCCACAGUGCAGGAUCUAUCGCUGGGUCCACCGCCGCCCAUCAAACAGGAACCCAUAGAUGAAACGGCAUUGGGCUAUCAUAAUGAUGAGAAUCGUUAUUUGCGCAUUAAACAGGAGCUGCUUGGCACCCACGAAGAUCACGAUCAGGCGGAUCAGGAGCAUGGACGAGAGCAAGAGGAGCUGUCUAAGAGCAAUAAUAAUAAUAUUCUGACUGAUUUACCAUCCACCGAAUUGCUCAAAGCAAAUGUGAAUGGCGUUGGCCCCGAAAUGGAAACAGAUCGAACGGAAGUGGAGCCGGAGCCGGAGCCGGAUCCGGAACCCGAACCAGAGCCCGAGGUGCCCAUUGAUCAGGAGAAUCCACUCAAGUGUACGGCCUGCGGCGAAAUCUUUCAGAAUCACUUCCAUCUUAAGACCCAUUACCAAAGCGUUCAUCUCAAAUUGCAUCACAAAUGCAAUAUCGAUGGCUGCAAUGCGGCAUUCCCCUCGAAACGCAGUCGUGAUCGUCACAGUUCGAACCUCAAUCUGCAUCGCAAGCUGCUGUCCACCAGUGACGAUCAUCACGGCCUGCCCGCCGAUCCUCUGCUCGAGCUGAUGAACAUUAACAACAACAAGGCCUUUGGUGGCCCUGUUGGAGCCGCAGCUGGCAUACAGGCCGAAAUAUUGGCACGCCUCUGUGCCGGAGCCGCUCACGGUCUGAAUGUGCCGCUCUGCUUUGAGGCACUGCAGCAUCGUUUUGCUGUGGGUCAACCACCACCGUCUGCGGUGCCGCCGACGCCUUCAGCAGGAGCAGGACCACCAUCUCUACCACCACUACCACCAUCGGCAGCGGCAGCGGCAGCGGCAGCGGCGGCGGCGGCGUCUGGAGCCAAUGCUAAUGCCUUUAUGGCUGGCGCUGAUCCUCGUUUUCUGCUCAGCCAUGGUGGCAAUCCAUUGUUAUUUCCCGUUCUGCCUCGACUCUCACGUUUCCCACAAUUGACCACACACAUGAUGGCGGCAAGCGGAUUGAGUCCGUUCUGUCGUCGCACCUCCUCCGACUCGAAUUCACAGCAUUCGAUAACGUCACCGGAACAAAAAAUGCGUCCGGGCUCAGCAUCGGCAUCGCAAUCGGGUGGCGGGUCGCCCGAUUACAAUGAGGAUGCGGCGGCGGUGGCGGCACAAGUAGUGGAUGGAACACGACCCAGCCAAAGGCAAUCUCCUGAUCGCAUAUCAUGACCAUGUACCUCGUACUAUGCCAAGGCAUUGGCAUUUUAUCACUAAGAAGAUAAAAAAAACAAAACAAAAGGAAUACAUUUCGUCGAGGAUGAUCCCGCUCCCAAGAAACCAACCCUCCUCCCCCUCACCCAAGUGGAAGAUACACACACACACCUACUACUAUAUUAUAUGUAUUCUCAUUCAUGCUAGGACUACACCAUUGCUCAUUGUCAUCGAAGGAUCAAAACAAACAAAAAGGAUCGCAUCUGCUGCUUGGCUGCUUUGUUCGCCUGCGCUCAUCAAUAAUAUUAAUUAAUAAUAUUAAUAAUAAUUAUAAUUAUUAUAUACCAAUCAAUACAAUUUUACUAGGCUAAUGCUAAUAUAAAAUAUUAGAUGGAUCAACUAGCAUUUUUUUCGA
Molecule: messenger RNA, 4518 nt
Organism: Drosophila willistoni
Lineage: Eukaryota; Metazoa; Arthropoda; Insecta; Diptera; Drosophilidae
Gene: disco-r
Exons: 1
Coding region: 57-4121 (1354 amino acids)
Biological process (GO): regulation of DNA-templated transcription
Cellular component (GO): nucleus
Source: RefSeq, a predicted model, not a curated record